CCGGAACAAAUACACGAGCAAAAGCCCUAAUGAAGAGAAAGCGGUGUAUAUAUAAAUAAACCAAUCGCGUGACCUUGAUAACAUUGGCCGAUCGACAACCUACAGCGCUCGCUCUCUGGAAACCCUUAUUCCGGCCGAAGGUGACGGCAAGCAGCCCAGACAAUGGCGACACCCAGAACUGUGAAAGACGUUUCUCCUCACGAAUUCGUGAAGGCUUACUCUGCUCACCUUAAGCGUUCUGGAAAGAUGGAACUUCCAGAGUGGACCGAUAUUGUGAAAACUGGUAAAUUGAAAGAACUUCCUCCUAAUGAUCCUGAUUGGUACUACAUCCGAGCCGCAUCCAUGGCCAGAAAGAUUUACUUGCGAGGGGGUCUUGGAGUUGGUGCCUUCCAGAGAAUUUAUGGAGGAAACAAAAGAAAUGGAAGUCGCCCACGCCAUUUCUGCAAGAGCAGUGGUGCUAUUGCUCGUCACAUUCUGCAACAGUUGCAGGCAAUGAAGAUUGUUGAUGUUGAGCCAAGAGGUGGAAGGAAGAUCACAUCCAAAGGGCAGCAAGAUCUUGAUCAGGUCGCUGGAAGGAUUGCUGUUUCACCAGUUUAAUGAUUUCUCUGUUAAUUAUCUUUUAUGUCAUGCCUUAAAAUUUUGAGACAUUUUCUUUGAAUACUUGUAGCACUUUUGAUCUUCCCAUGGGGGUUUGUCUUGAAGCUUGAAAUAUUAAUCUUACAGACAUCCAACAUUCUAUAUCUAUCAUUCUGAUUUUCUGGAAUCAUCUUUCCCCCCUUUUAAUCAUCUGCAAAUUGCGUUAUGAACAUCAUGCAUUCCGGGCAACAUAAUGUUUUUGCUGAAAAUUGGCCGUUAAAAUUAUGAAGUCACCAAUCAAGAAAGUUAUAAUUUUUGCUGCUUCUAUCGAUCUAUCAUCUUCUGGAGCGUACUGUUUUUCCAUUGGAUAGUUUCAUAGAAAUACUGUAUAAUGGUACGCCAAUCUAAUUAUGUUAUUGAUGAAGAGCUGCUAAAUCCAGAAAUUUUGUAUUUGGAAUCG
This is a messenger RNA of Cuscuta epithymum, 1036 nucleotides long. The record is from the annotation of a GenBank genome assembly. Lineage: Eukaryota; Viridiplantae; Streptophyta; Magnoliopsida; Solanales; Convolvulaceae.